UUCCUAAAAAACAAACCAAAAAAAAUAAUUUAAUUUAAUUCUUUAAUGUAAGCUGACCGGCGUUUUUAGUGCGAAUUUCAUUAAACAACCACAGCUGUCUUGAGGGUCUUAUCAGUUGCGUGAGAAAGAUGACAGGAAGAAGAGCCUUUGCUUUUAUCUGCCUCCUGUUAAUGGGCACUGUAUCAGCCUCUAUAAACCCAAAUCUCGAGAUCUUCAACCGCAUGCUCAGUGACAUGGAUGAGAGAGCCCAGCCUUGCCAGAACUUCUACAAUUCCUCCCAAAAGAAUCUUGAAUGGGCCGAAUCUCCGACGGUGAAUGCCCAGUUUGAAGACCUAUUCGAGGGACUGAAGAACCAAUCCUUCAAGGAGCACAGCUUGGAGGAGAAAGUGCGACGCUUCUACCAAAUAUGUCAGGCAUCGUCAAAGGCCCCAGGUCCUAUAAAGUACUUUAAGCUGGUGCCGCCGGGCGAGAACCUGCCCUGGCCUCAUCUUACACCCAAGGGAAGUGUGUGGCCCCGGGAAAAGUUCAAGUGGAUGGAGACAUUGGCACGACUUCGGCGGUAUGGCCUAAAUGACGUCAUGUUUGGAAUGAAUGUAAGACUAGAUCCGGACAGGGGCCAGCCCAUAGUGGUUAUUGUAAGAAAGUACAAUUUCCAAUUCCGUUUCCUCGAAUCCCUACUCCGCCUUGGCCUGCCCCAAGAAAUGGUUAAGGAAAUAGCGCCACUGGAUCAUGCCCUUCGGGAUAUGUAUACAUCGGAUAAGCAGUGGGAACACGAGGGAAGAAACUCCCCAAGACGGCGGAUCAGUCUAGGGGAACUGGAGCUGCAUGGAGUGUUCCUAAGCGAAUAUCUCGAGAUCGUCUUUGGGCGCACCUUUUCGCAGGACUUUGAAGUGCAGAUGGAGAAUAAGUUCUACAUGAUGAGGCUCCAGGAACUAAUGCCCGCCGUCGAUAGCCAGGUGGUGGCCCAUUAACUCUCGGCACGCUUCCUCUUCUAUUCGAUGUUUACUCUAGCAAAGUCAAAGCAUGGUGACACUGACUCCUGUGUGAACGUCAUGCGCUUCUGCCUGGAGUUCGCCAGCAAUUUGCUGUACGAGGAGCGGAUUUUGGGACGCAGAAAGUUCCGGAGCCACAUGAACCAGGCGGGAAAGGUGUUUAAAGCCAUGCGCAACCAGCUGCUCGUCAGGCUGGAGAGAAACUCCCUGAACCUGACGCUGCCCGAGAUAAACUCCAUGCGGAAUCGCUUGAAGAGCUUGUCCCUGAGCGUAGGGAACCUGCCAGGGAAGGGCGGACACCGGCGAUUUGUGGCUGACUACUACAAGGAUCUGGAGUUUGAAGGCGACGAGGAUCUCGAGACUGCCCAACUCAAGAUUUUGGAGUUUCGAACGAGCAUUGAGUUAAGCCUGCUGGACCACCCUGUAGCCCAAGACAGGCGAUACGUGAUCCACUCCUAUCCCAUAUCAAAUAAUUUUUUUGAAUCUGCCAUUGAGGAAGAUGGCAACACUCUCUACCUGUCCUACGACAUUCUAGCGGAUUCUUCCUUCGAUCCAGACGCCCAUGACAUAUUCAAGAUGAUUCCCCUGAGCUUGCUCUUUGGAAGGAGCAUGUUGGGAGGUUUAAAUAUGCAAGAAAAAUGCGAGCGGCAAGACGUCAAUCUACUCAACCUGUUCGAUGAUAACCAGAUUAUUACCGGCAAACACAUAUGUGCUAACUUGUGGGAUAAGAAAUGGGAGCAGAACUUGCGCGAAGAGUACCUCCUGGUCCUCAAUUUGGCCCACGAAGCCUACUUCGCAGAGGGCUCCAAGUUCAGUCAGAGGCAACCCAACUUCACCACAAUGUCCCUCAGGGAGUUGUUCUUCUUCAGGUUUGGCCAGAGCACCUUCGGCAAGCAUUUGUACUCCCGAAGCGAUUUCGUUAAGGGCGGUCCACCCAUCAACUCUGUGACCAUGCUGCCCGCUUUUGUUCAGACCUUUAACUGCCCGGAUAAGGGAGAGUUACUCACCCAGAAAAAUUAAACGUGGAGAUAAGCAAAAGUUGAUACAUACAUUUCGUCUCUACCUCAUGCAAAAGUGAUACUGCAGGAUAUAUUGAUAAAAUCAAUGUACUAAUAUAUAAAACUCGACUUCCUUUUAAUAAAAGGAUAUACUGUGAGGAUAUUUCAAUGCAGACUGUUGCAAUGACCAUA
Molecule: messenger RNA, 2182 nt
Organism: Drosophila biarmipes
Lineage: Eukaryota; Metazoa; Arthropoda; Insecta; Diptera; Drosophilidae
Exons: 1
Coding region: 129-971 (280 amino acids)
Source: RefSeq, a predicted model, not a curated record